Suillus subaureus is the source of this 960-nucleotide messenger RNA. RefSeq lists its product as uncharacterized. The transcript has 6 exons. The coding region runs from base 1 to 960 and encodes 319 amino acids. The record is from RefSeq and is a predicted model, not a curated record. NCBI's taxonomy places the organism in Eukaryota, Fungi, Basidiomycota, Agaricomycetes, Boletales, Suillaceae.
AUGGGCAUACCUUUGGACAAAGCUUCACUCUUAGCUUUGUUUCUUGAGACUUUAUUUUAUGGCGUGUUCCUGACGUUGUACUGCUUGACACUGUUCAUCCUACUCAGGAAAUCUGGAAUCAACCAGCAACUCCUUAUCCCAGUCGCAACCAUGCUGCUCUGUAUUGCAACUGCUGUCAGUGCACUAGUCACUCCUUUGGCAGAAUCGCUCAAUACAGUUGCUCCUCAGCAUCUAAUCGUUGAUUUUGUUCGAGUUUUGGAGGCGUUCGUGUUCGAUGCGGACAAGAUGAGUGCAGAUGCCUACUAUUCCAACCUUGCCGCGCCAUUGGAAUACGCAAAAACUGCACUUUACGUCACGCAAACCGCUCCCGCUGAUUGUGUCUUUUUCCGCGUGACGCGUUCAAGUUCCCCCAUCUCAGUUUGGCGUUGUUACGUACUGAACGACAGAAGCCUGUUCGUUGCCGUUCCUGGUCUAAUCGUGCUGUGUACAAAUGCUGUGACUGGGUACAUUAUCGUUUGGUCCCUCUCCCAGGCCAACAGUUCGUCCACCGUUUUCACCACCGCUCAUGCAUGGAUCACGACAUUCUUCACGCUGACUAUGAUCACAAGUUUCACCUGCACUACUUUGAUUGCCUGGCGCAUCUAUCGCACUCGGCGUUUUAUGUCGGGCGGAUUUGCUGCGUACUUGCCCAUUCUGAUCGUCAUUGUGGAAAGUGGUGCUAUAUAUGCGACGGGCGUCCUUUCGAUUCUUGUGACAUACCUGUCCGGAUCCAAUGGUCAAUAUGCCGUGCUGGACACCGUCUCUCCUAUUAUGGGAAUUGUAUUCUGCCUCAUCAUCCUGCAAGUACACUUCCAAAUAGGCAACAAGUCCCUGAUUGCACGGUCCCUUGAACCAAGGGGCGUUAUCACCGGCUCUUCAGACUCGGAGAGCGGGGUGUACGCGAUGUGGGCUGGAGCAUGA